Molecule: messenger RNA, 753 nt
Organism: Lycium barbarum (goji berry)
Lineage: Eukaryota; Viridiplantae; Streptophyta; Magnoliopsida; Solanales; Solanaceae
Exons: 3
Coding region: 1-753 (250 amino acids)
Source: RefSeq, a predicted model, not a curated record
AUGAAGAGUUUGAAGAUUGCUUUGUCUAAAUGGAGUAGGGAUACCUUUGGAGAUUUAUUUAAACAGUCAAAUAUAAGAGAUCAUAUAUUCAAGAUCAAGGAACAACUGUUUGAAGAAGAUUCUUCUGAGAUCAAUAGAAUGGUAUUACAAAGAGCACGGGCUGAAUUUAAAAAGUACCUUCAUUUUGAGGAAGAAUUUUGGAGACAAAAAGCAGGAAUUCAAUGGUAUUCAGAAGGAGAUAGAAAUACUACAUACUUUCAUAGUCUAGUAAAGGGAAGAAGAAAGAAAUUUCAGCUUAACAGAAUUCAGAAGGCAGAUGGAGAGUGGUUGGAAAAUGCUGAUCAGAGGGUCACUCAAGAUCAAAAUGUUGCAUUAUGUGCUAUGACAACUUUGGAGGAAGUGUUAGAUGCAGUCUUUGCAUUAUCAGGAGAUAGUGCAUAUGGCCCUGAUGGUUUCUCAGACUUGAGACCAAUCAGUCUCAGCAACUCCAUCAAUAAGGUUAUAUCCAGAGUCAUGCAUGAUAAGCUAGAAUCCAUUCUUCCUUCAUUAAUAUUAGUAAAUCAGUCUGGAUUUUUCAAAGGUAGGAACAUCAUUGAGAAUGUUUUUCUUACUCAAGAAUUAGUGGAUGAUAUCAGAAAAAGAGGGAAACCAGCUAAUGUGAUCAUCAAACUUGACAUGGCAAAGGCUUAUGAUAGAGUAUCUUGGAGAUAUCUUGCUCAAGUUCUUAGAAAAAUGGGAUUUGCUAAAGUAUAA